UCCAUCGUACAUGUCCUUGAUUGCUCUUAUGCAGGAAGUAGACCCAACCAAAUUACAGAUAUUUUAUAAAGUAAGUCAAGUUUGAAGAUUUUUAAGGGGGUGUUAGGAAAUUUUAAUCUUGAAACUCUAGAACUAUUAGGUGCGAAGAUUAGCUUCAAUUUUUGCUGUUCACUAUAGUCAUUGAAUGCCAUUCCCCCAUGCCCCUAGCUAUCCUAUACUAUUGUUGGAUUAUGUUGAGUCUAACCAUCUAGGCGAAAGUGAUCUAAGAACUCUUCCUUUGUAGGAUAUUUUACAUUUCACAUUAAACCAAGAGGGAUUUAAUCUUUAAUUCUUCACCUGUAUUUCUUUUCUUUCUUAUGUGACCUUUCUAUGCAGAUUCCUCAAGAUUCAGGCUUACCAAAGAGACAUCAUUUGUUAGGGAUAAUACCAGUUUUGGGACCACCCCAAUCCUUUUCUACUCUGUGUGCUUUUUUCGGCAAUUUUUUAGAUCAGUUCGGAAAGCUGACUACUUGACCAUGCGCCAUGGUUUCAUCUCGGUCCAUUUAGCACCUGGAAGUAAGUUUAAUUUUCAAAAGUACAUAAAAAGAUCCCUGGAAGAUGACUUCAAGAUUGUUGUGGGUAUCAAUUCAUUGCUAUGGUUUUCUGCAGUUGUUUAUCUUCUGAUGAAUGUUCAUGGAUGGCAAGCUAUGUUUUGGCUGUCCAUAUUGCCUCUAGUUAUAAUAUUAGCAGUUGGGACAAAGCUUCAAGCAAUUAUAGCUCAAAUGGCUCUUGAAAUUCAAGAAAGACAUGCUGUAGUCCAAGGCAUACCUCUUGUCCAAGUUUCAGACAGACAUUUUUGGUUUGGCAAACCAAAGCUUAUUCUUCAUCUUGUCCAUCUCACCCUCUUUCAGAAUGCUUUCGAGAUCACCUAUUUCCUUUGGAUAUCGUAUGAAUUCGGGCUUCAUUCAUGCUUUCACGAUAAUUUUUAUCUUGCCUUAUUGCGAGUUGCUAUAGGGUUAGGUGUUCAAAUUUUGUGCAGUUACAUUACACUUCCGCUGUAUGCACUAGUUACCCAGAUGGGAUCAACUAUGAAAAGAUCUAUAUUUGAUGAUCAAACUUCCAAGGCACUGAUGAAUUGGCAUAAAAAUGCAAAAAAGAAGAAACCUACAAAGCCUGGACCAGUAGAAACACGAAAAUUAGGAAGUCCAGGGGACUCACCUGAAAUAUCCCCGAUCACGAAAGGUGGUCAUCAAUCCAGAAUAGAAAUGUCUAACGUAGAGCCAUCGUCCUCUAGUCAGACCGCCAACAUUGUUGCUAGUGUGGACAUUCCAGAGGAAAUACCUCACAACGAUGGCAGGUCACGGUCCACAAACCCUGACCUACUUACAGGUCCUUGAUUGGGACAAUGAGCAGAGAUAACUCAUGUCACAUAGAAAGGAAAGAAAGAAGGGGAACGUAUAUUAAUGUUGAAAUGCUGUAACUUGGGCCAGAGAUUGGCCGUUACCCUGUUUUUCUGCGCAACAUUGCAGAGAAACUAGCUUUUUUGCCCCAAAUUCCAGUUUGAUGCUCAAUUUUGUAAACUUCAUUUGUACUAUUAUUAAAAGAGAAGUGACAUGUACUUGUGAAGGCUAUAAAAACCAUGUUACCCUUAAAAGUGCCUAGUUAUACACAA
Messenger RNA from Nicotiana attenuata, 1651 nucleotides. Its product is annotated as MLO-like protein 5. The transcript is spliced from 10 exons. The record is from RefSeq and is a predicted model, not a curated record. Gene Ontology annotation, cellular component: membrane. Gene Ontology annotation, biological process: defense response. Bases 516 to 1376 code for a protein of 286 amino acids. NCBI's taxonomy places the organism in Eukaryota, Viridiplantae, Streptophyta, Magnoliopsida, Solanales, Solanaceae.